Messenger RNA from Chrysochloris asiatica (Cape golden mole), 242 nucleotides. RefSeq names its product serine palmitoyltransferase, small subunit A (gene SPTSSA). Gene Ontology annotation, biological process: ceramide biosynthetic process. NCBI's taxonomy places the organism in Eukaryota, Metazoa, Chordata, Mammalia, Afrosoricida, Chrysochloridae. Gene Ontology annotation, molecular function: serine C-palmitoyltransferase activity. Gene Ontology annotation, cellular component: serine palmitoyltransferase complex. The record is from RefSeq and is a predicted model, not a curated record. The coding region runs from base 27 to 242 and encodes 71 amino acids. The transcript is spliced from 2 exons.
ACGAUCGACCUCAUUGCGGAAAGCGCAUGGCUGGAAUGGCGCUGGCGCGGGCCUGGAAACAAAUGUCCUGGUUCUACUACCAGUACCUGCUCGUCACUGCGCUCUACAUGUUGGAGCCCUGGGAGCGGACUGUGUUCAAUUCGAUGCUGGUUUCUGUAGUGGGGAUGGCGCUGUAUACAGGCUACGUCUUUAUGCCGCAGCACAUCAUGGCCAUAUUGCACUACUUUGAAAUCGUACCGUGA